CAAUCCUCUUUCUUUGUUCGGAAAAUUUUGGAGGAAUUCUUGGUUUCUCCCUAUAUUUAUUCCGCCAUUGACGAAGAUUUUACAAGUAGCUGAGAGAAGAAGCGUUAAUGUUGUGAUGGAGGCGAAACGCGGUACGAAGAAGUCUAGCAGUGGUAGUAGCAAUAGUAGUAAAAGGCAACAAUACGAAGCUCCUCUUGGUUACAUUAUUGAAGACGUUCGUCCACACGGUGGUAUUGAGAAGUUCCGAUCUGCUGCGUAUUCCAACUGCGUGAGGAAACCAUCAUCUGCGCCUCCGGAACGAUCUCCUUCUCCAAUCGGUUUCGAAGGCUUCGAAAAACGCCUGGAAAUCACAUUCUCUGAACUGCCUAUUUUCAAGGACUCUGAAGGACUUGGUCUCCGAGCUUUGACUCGAUCUCAACUCGAUUCAAUCCUUGAACCUGCAUUCUGCACUAUCGUAUCUCAUCUCUCUAACUCCGAUUUCGAUUCUUACGUCCUCUCCGAAUCGAGUCUCUUCAUUUAUCCACAUACGAUCAUCCUCAAAACUUGCGGCACCACCAAGCUUCUCCUCUCCAUUCCGAUGAUUCUCGAACUUGCCGAUUCGAUCAAACUCUCCGCUGUCGCCGUGAAAUACUCCCGCGGAACCUUCAUCUUCCCCAACAAUCAACCUGCUCCUCACCGUAGCUUCUCCGAGGAAGUUACCGCACUUAAUGUCUACUUUGGCGAUUUCUACUCCGAGGCGUACGUGAUCGGCGAUCCGGCUGUUCCGAAUCGCAACUGGCACAUCUACUCAGCCGUAAAAUCACCUACGACCGUGAAUCGUACGGAUAUGGUUACUCUGGAAAUGUGUAUGACGGGUUUGAACAGAGAAAAGGCCGCGGUGUUUUUCAAAAAAUCUGGAGGCAACUCAUCGGCGGAGAAAAUGACGAAAAUGUCCGGAAUCUCUGAGAUAAUUCCGAAUCACACCAUCUGCGAUUUUGAAUUUGAUCCGUGUGGAUACUCCAUGAACGGGAUCGAAGGUGCAGCGUACUCUACGGUGCACGUGACUCCAGAGGAUGGUUUCAGUUACGCCAGCUACGAGGCGAUGGGCUUCGACGUGGCGGAGCUUCCUUUCUCGCAUCUGGUAAGUAGGACGCUCCGGUGCUUUUCUCCGGCGGAAUUCUCGAUCGCCAUCACGUCGAGCAGCGGCGGCGGCGGCUCCCGCACGUGGUCUGUUGACGAUGCGGACGUGGAGGGGUACACGUGUGAUAACAUGGUGAAGCAGGAGCUGCCAGGUGGCGAGUGGCUAGUUUACCGUACGUACACGGUGGAUAGAAGAAGGUGCGCCGCGCUCCCACCGUGCAAGUCGCUGCUGCUGCUGCAGUGCUGGAAGGAGGCCGCCGCCGCCGCCGAUGUGGGUGAGGAAGAGGCUGUGCUUCGCCGUGUGUUGUCGGCCUAGUUUAGUGUCGAUGUGUCGUCUAUGGUGCUUUUGGAGCAGUUAUGAUUUUAUUUUACGGUAAUGAUUGUUAUAAUGUAGAUUUAGUUUUGAAUUUGGGGCAGUUCUGUUUAAAUAUAUACCGAAUUAAUUGUCCACUUUCAUAUUUUCUUUUUU
This is a messenger RNA of Cucurbita pepo subsp. pepo (vegetable marrow), 1588 nucleotides long. RefSeq names its product S-adenosylmethionine decarboxylase proenzyme. Gene Ontology annotation, biological process: spermine biosynthetic process; spermidine biosynthetic process. Gene Ontology annotation, cellular component: cytosol. Lineage: Eukaryota; Viridiplantae; Streptophyta; Magnoliopsida; Cucurbitales; Cucurbitaceae. Gene Ontology annotation, molecular function: adenosylmethionine decarboxylase activity. The record is from RefSeq and is a predicted model, not a curated record.